AUGGCGACCGAGAAGAAGCUGGUGAAUGUCCUGAUGGUGGGAACGGGAGAGUACACCACGGGUUUCGUCGGUGGCGGAGCUUCAGGAUCUGACAAGAAAGUUGGAGUCGUAGGAUUGACUCUUUUCGAUCUUCGACGAAGAGGCAAGGUGGGCAAGCUCGGCAUGGUCGGCACAAAUGGCACCAAAUUUCCUGCUAUAAGACAACACCUGGACACCAACAUCUCCAAGGUUUACAACAGCCUCGACUGCUCGUUCGACUCUUACCCGGCCAAUGACGUGAAAGACCCGGACGCGUACAAGGGAGCCAUUGACGCCCUGAAGCCCGGCGACGCUAUUACCAUCUUUACCCCCGACACCACCCACUACCCUAUUGCUCUGUAUGCUAUUGAGCGGGGUAUUCACGUUCUCAUCACCAAGCCAGCAGUCAAGACCCUCGAUCAUCACCUGCAGUUGAUCGAAGCAGCAAAGAAGCACAAUGUCUUUGUAUACAUCGAGCACCACAAGAGGUUCGACCCGGCGUACGCGGAUGCCCGGUUCAAGGCCAAGAAGCUGGGCGAUUUCAACUACUUCUACUCUUACAUGUCGCAGCCGAAGUCACAGCUCGAGACUUUCAAAGCAUGGGCUGGUAUUGACUCCGACAUUUCUUACUACUUGAACAGCCACCACGUCGACAUCUGUGACUCAAUGGUUUCCCAGCUCGAUUUCGUGCCAAUCAAGGUGUCAGCGUCUGCGGCCAAGGGAAUUGCAACCGACCUUGGUUGCGACCCAAUCACAGAAGACACCAUCACUGUCCUCGUUACUUGGCAGAAGAAGGGCGACCCGUCCAAGAUUGCGACCGGUGUCUACACAGCUUCCUGGACUGCUCCUCAAAAAGCCGGCGUCCACAGCAACCAGUACUUCCACUACAUGGCAUCCGGCGGUGAGGUUCGAAUCAACCAGGCAAAGCGCGGCUACGACGUCGCGGACGAUACUGCCGGGCAGCUGCAGUGGUUCAACCCAUUCUACAUGAAAUACGCUCCCGAUGAGGAGGGCAACUUCAAUGGGCAAACUGGAUAUGGAUAUAUCUCCUUUGAGAAGUUCGUCGACGCUUGCAACGCCCUCAAUGCCGGCACUGUCACUCUCGACGAGCUCGAUAAGCGCGGGCUGCCUACCCUCGCGAACACCACGGCAACCACAGCUAUCCUUCACGCCGGUCGCGUGAGCAUCGACGAGGACAGGGAAGUUAGGAUAGAGAGCAAGGACGGAGCAUGGAAAUUGGUAUAG
Messenger RNA from Neoarthrinium moseri, 1263 nucleotides. RefSeq lists its product as uncharacterized. Gene Ontology annotation, cellular component: cytoplasm. Gene Ontology annotation, molecular function: nucleotide binding; oxidoreductase activity. The transcript has 4 exons. The record is from RefSeq and is a predicted model, not a curated record. Lineage: Eukaryota; Fungi; Ascomycota; Sordariomycetes; Amphisphaeriales; Apiosporaceae. The coding region runs from base 1 to 1263 and encodes 420 amino acids. Gene Ontology annotation, biological process: NADPH regeneration.